GAAUUUCGUUCAUUGGGAAAACGUGCUGUAGAGCAGGAUCAAGAAGACAGUUCGCAUUCAGAUUUGCAGCGAGAAGAACGGCGAUUGAGCGCCGAGGAAGAGGAGGAAAUUUAUUUGCGCAAUGUCCUAUAUCGGUACAUGAACGAGCGAGAAACAUUGGGCCGGGAAAGUGUGACAUUGGCUCGUGUAAUAGCGACAGUAGCGAAAUUCAGCGAUGACCAGUUAAAAGCCGUUAUAGCGAAAGAAGAGCAGCGAAAUAGCAGGUGGUAUGGAGGUACGGUGACUAAUACUGUACAAAACUUGUUAGCUUCUUCUCAUUUGUCCGAGCGUACCUUGCAUUCUUAG
This is a messenger RNA of Dracunculus medinensis (Guinea worm), 345 nucleotides long. The record is from the annotation of a GenBank genome assembly. Lineage: Eukaryota; Metazoa; Nematoda; Chromadorea; Rhabditida; Dracunculidae.